This is a messenger RNA of Manihot esculenta (cassava), 2047 nucleotides long. Its product is annotated as cyclase-associated protein 1. The transcript has 10 exons. Lineage: Eukaryota; Viridiplantae; Streptophyta; Magnoliopsida; Malpighiales; Euphorbiaceae. Gene Ontology annotation, molecular function: actin binding; adenylate cyclase binding. The record is from RefSeq and is a predicted model, not a curated record. Gene Ontology annotation, cellular component: cytoplasm. Bases 262 to 1671 code for a protein of 469 amino acids. Gene Ontology annotation, biological process: regulation of adenylate cyclase activity; cytoskeleton organization.
GCGUCAAGUGAGAGAGAAAUUUCACCCGUUACUUUCCUCCCAAAACAUUCAAUCCAGACAAAGCCUCAGUAAUCUCUCUCUCUCUCUAUCGCCCUUUUCCACUUUCGGCGACAGCAAGAACAUUCUGUCAUUAUAAUCCACAGGCGCAACAGUCCUCCCAGAUCUGCUCUUUGUCUCCGUCGAAAGCUUCCAUAGAGAAGGAAGGAAACAAAGCUCAGUUAUCUACAGAGGAAGGAAGUAGGUAGGGCUUUGCUCUGCUCCAUGGAGGAGAAGCUAAUUGCCAGGCUCGAAUCGGCGGUGGCGCGGCUAGAGGCGCUGUCUACGUCGGCGUUCAGGGACCGCGGAGUUUCGGACUUUAGUGGAGCUGAUGUGACCAUCGAUCCAUCAAUUGUGGCAUUUGACGAUCUAUUGGGACAGUUCUUUGGUAGGGUUUUGGCUGCGGCUGAGAAGAUUGGUGGACAGGUGUUGGAGGUUACAAAGAUUGUGCAAGAAGCUUUUAGUGUUCAGAAGGAGCUUCUCAUUAAGGCUAAGCAAACUCAGAAACCUGAUCUUGUGGGAUUGGCUGAAUUUCUCAAGCCAUUGAAUGAAGUGAUCAUGAAAGCAAAUGCAAUGACUGAGGGAAGGAGAUCUGAUUUUUUUAACCACUUGAAGUCUGCUGCUGACGGUCUGACAGCUUUAGCAUGGAUUGCUUAUAUAGGGAAAGAUUUAGGUAUGAGCAUGCCUAUUGCACAUGUUGAAGAGAGUUGGCAAAUGGCUGAAUUUUACAACAAUAAGAUUCUUGUGGAGUACAAAAGCAAAGACCCAAAUCAUGUUGAGUGGGCUAAAGCCAUGAAGGAGUUAUAUCUUCCAGGUUUGAGGGAUUAUGUUAAGAGUCAUUAUCCCUUGGGCCCAACAUGGGGUGUUUCUGGCAAAGCACCAGUGUCUGCUCCAUCUAAAGCUCCUGCUCCUCCACCUCCUCCACCGGCUUCUCUCUUUAGCGCUGAAUCGUCCCAGCCUUCAUCAUCAAAGCCAAAAGAAGGGAUGGCUGCUGUUUUCCAAGAUAUCAACUCAAGCAAGUUGGUGACUGCAGGUCUUAGAAAGGUCACAGCUGAUAUGAAGACAAAGAACCGUGCAGAUAGAACUGGUGUUGUUAGUGCCAGUGAAAAGGAAAGCCGUACUAGUUCACCUUCUUUUUCUAAGACAGGACCUCCAAAACUUGAGCUUCAAAUGGGUCGUAAGUGGGUUGUUGAGAAUCAAAUUGGAAGAAAGAAUUUAGUAAUUGAUGACUGUGAUGCAAAACAGUCUGUAUACAUUUUUGGAUGCAAAGACUCUGUUUUGCAGAUUCAAGGGAAAGUCAACAACAUAACUGUUGACAAAUGCACUAAGAUGGGAGUUUUAUUUGUGGAUGUUGUUGCUGCUUGUGAGAUUGUAAAUUGCAAUGGUGUUGAGGUGCAAUGCCAGGGUUCAUCCCCAACAAUUUCUGUGGACAAUACAUCAGGCUGCCAGUUAUAUUUAAGCAAGGAUUCUUUGGGAGCAUCUAUAACUACUGCCAAGUCAAGUGAGAUCAAUGUUUUGGUACCAGGUGCAGAGCCUAAUGGUGAUUGGGUGGAACAUGCUUUGCCACAACAGUUCAUUAAUGUAUUUAAGGAUGGCCGUUUUGAAACAACUCCGAUCUCCCACACUGGAGGUUAAAUAGUCUUCCAUUGCAAAAUCAGGUUUUCCAGUUUCUUAGUUUUAUUUUGUAGGAUGACUGAGGGGUGUGGCUUCAACAUUUUUUCUUAGGUUGGGGGGGGGGGGGGGGGGUUGGUUGUUGUUUUCCUUGAUUCAAUUUGCUGUUAAUAUAUGAUUGUGAUAAAUUAUUCAUGCAUUUGGUUGUUCUACAUGUUUAUUCUUUGGGUAUAACCAAUUUCUGGAAAUUUCCGCAUUAUUUUUUGGUGGUGUUUGUCUGUAGACCGCUUUUCUCGUUGUGAGGGUUUUCUGACUGCGAAUUGUGUUGCAAGCUGUAAUCAGAACCAACUUUUGUAUAAUUUUACUUGUGAAAGCUUCUUAUUUAUUUGUUUUUUUUUCU